Molecule: messenger RNA, 1188 nt
Organism: Aspergillus eucalypticola CBS 122712
Lineage: Eukaryota; Fungi; Ascomycota; Eurotiomycetes; Eurotiales; Aspergillaceae
Product: tannase-domain-containing protein
Exons: 5
Coding region: 1-1188 (395 amino acids)
Source: RefSeq, a predicted model, not a curated record
AUGCUGCUCAAAGCAAGUCAAGCAUUGCCGGAUAUUCCAGGUUUGAAAAUACUUUCUAUUACCGCAUUUUCACUUCAGGACUACCCAAUUACGGGCGUGCAGGUGAAUCCUAUACAGUCGCAGAAUGUGACUAUCAGCUUUUGGAAUGUCACCGUUACCUAUACACAUCCGGGCUGGGACGACCUGAUUCACGCGCACGUUUGGUUACCAUUGUCUGGAUGGAACAAUCGGCUCCAGGCAGUUGGAGGAGGAGGGUGGGCAGGGCUUGUGGACUAUGGCACGUUAGCUCUGCCUGUCUAUCAAGGAUUUGCAGCUGCCGGGUCUGACAUGGGCCACGACAGGAUUCCUUGGUCAGCAAAAUCAUGGGCUCUCGAAGAUGCCUCGGGCCACGUGAACUUCGCCCGACUGGCUGAUUUCUUCUCAACCUGUCUCUAUGAGCUGUCGCUUCUCGCCGAGUAUAUCAUACAAGAGUUCUAUGGAACACUACCUGCUUACUCUUACUGGAACGGCUGCUCGACUGGUGGGCGGCAGGGAUUGGAGAUCGCCCAACGAUGGCCCGAUGCAUUCGACGCAGUCACUUACUGCGAUGGUCAGGACGGUGUUGUGGAUGGAAUAAUUGCUCUGCCGUCGCUUUGCAACUUUAAUCCCCUUAUUCUCAUAGGCAUGGAGGUCUGGUGUGAAAGUAUCCCCAGUAUAAUUACUGCGGAAGUGGCAUUACUUGCAGUGUCAUACUGGGCAGGUCUAACUGCUAAAGAUGGGACCCCUUUGUGGUACGGUUUCAAUCAGGGUACGCCAUGGAACUAUACGAUCUGUACUGCUACCGAUGAUAUUGGGAAUCACCGAUGUCAUUCUUUGCCCGAUUACUUGAGCGUGGAUUGGCUGCAAUUUUUUGUUGCCCAAGAUCCCAAUAUCGACUUGGUUGACAUGGAUCAAGCUGAGUUUGAAAAGGUCCAACUGCGUGAUCCAUCAGUCCAGGAUUUUUAUCUCUAUUUUGAGGCGCCAGGAGUCGAACACUGUGGUAAUGGAAAGGGACCGGCUCCAACUCUUUUGAUGGAGUCAUUAAUGGCAUGGGUUGAAGAAGGCAUUGCUCCUGAUCAUCUGCAUUCUGUCUCUGAGAAUGGUGGGAUGUCAAGGAUCCUCUUAUGUAGGAGAGACCCUACAAUUGCUUCAUCAUUUGUCUGCCACUAG